AUGGACCCAGAGCCCCGAGCCCGCCUUUCAAUUCCCGUUAUCCCUGCGCUCUGUUACGCAGCAGAGAGGCAGAGACGUCGCCUGAUACUGUGGCUAGGUCGAAGCCCACAGAGCGUUGGACGACGUCUUCUGAACUACACCGACACUCAACAUCUCUUCGGACUUGACAGUUCAGAUAAAUCAAUGUCUUGUCUUCACGAUCCAGCGGAAUAUGUCUCUAAGGCAGAACAGACGGAGGCCAUAUAA
This is a messenger RNA of Strongylus vulgaris, 246 nucleotides long. NCBI's taxonomy places the organism in Eukaryota, Metazoa, Nematoda, Chromadorea, Rhabditida, Strongylidae. The record is from the annotation of a GenBank genome assembly.